Molecule: messenger RNA, 2191 nt
Organism: Monomorium pharaonis (pharaoh ant)
Lineage: Eukaryota; Metazoa; Arthropoda; Insecta; Hymenoptera; Formicidae
Product: ionotropic receptor 75a
Exons: 9
Coding region: 18-2057 (679 amino acids)
Source: RefSeq, a predicted model, not a curated record
GUGUAUACCGAGAAAGAAUGUACUCGAUGUAUCUUUACACUUUUUUUUUACAAACGUUCAUUGUCGUCGCAUGCGCACAAAUUAGCCAAAUCAUUCGAGACUAUUUCGUCUACAAGAACGUGACCAGAGUGGCGGGAUUCUCCUGUGGAAAUAUGGAUGAAGAUCUCCUUACGUUGAAACUACUGAACAAUGCCGGAAUAUCCACAGCAAUUAAACCGGCUGGGUUGCAAAUCGAUAUACUGAGGUACCUCAACACCGAUCGAAUUAUGGGGGUAUUUGUGGACAUACGAUGUCCAAAUCAGAACUUUAGCGGCAUUUUCGACGAAGGUUCAGGCCACCGCAUGUACGAUUACUCAUAUACCUGGUUGAUUUUUGGGAGCAAUUUGAAUCACAGUUUGCAGAGUUUGAAUGACACUGGCUUCAGCAUCGUCACAGAUUUUGCGAUCAUAUUACCGAAUGAAACUGAAUACGUACUCUAUGACGUAUACAAUCUUUGUAAAAUACGCGGUGGAGUGCUCAACGUUACAUGGCUUGGCAGUUGGCGAGAGGAUGAUGGUCUUACAAUUAAUUUGACUGAUCCGAGGGUUAAUAGACGACGAAAUUACAAUAGAUUGCAAAUCAAGGCGGUCGGAAUCGUACUACACAGACCAGAGUACCUGAGUUUGAUAGAUUAUCUCGAGAGAGAUAAUCUCGAGAUCAUGGACAAUUGGCCUAAAUUCGGAUACACUAUGCUCUCGCAUGUCGCCAACAUGUAUAAUUUCACUAUGGAUCUUAUUGAAAUUACUCACUGGAAUAAGAGUGACAGAAACGGUCCCGUAAUGGGUGCCUUAAAGAGAGACGUCGCUGAUUUAGCGUAUUAUCCAUCCAUUUUGACGGUCGAAAGAUACGCAGACGCGCGUGUCAUUUUACCACAGUGGCCUACACGUACCUGUUUCAUGUUUCGUACGAUACCGGCGAUGAAGAUGAAACCCUGGAUAAUACUGAAGCCGUUCGCAGCGGACACAUGGUAUAUGAUCGUCGUGAUAGUGGUGAUUACAAUUUUCAUCCUGUCCUGUAUACUGAAAUUAGAACGCGCAGAGGAUUACAGUUGCAGCAUUUCGGCAUUGAUCACUGUUGCCGCAUUGUGCCAGCAAGGUUUUCCUACUCUCACUGAUCAAUCAGCCAGUCGAAUCGCCUUCAUUCAGAUUCUGAUCUUCGGUCUGUUGGUAUAUAAUUAUUAUUCAGCGGCGAUAGUGUCAGCUAGAUUGAACGAACCUCUUCAAAAGAUGAAUGAUUCGUUGUAUUCACUGGCGCAUAGCAAGAUGCAGAUGGCAGCUGAGGAAAAUAUCUUUUUUGAUUUUUUGUUGCGGAAAAAAACACCAGAAGUGCAAUAUUUUAAUUACUUUUGGAACUUAAUACCGGAGUCAAAGAGAUUUAUCUCGCUCGAAGAUGGUGUGCAAGAAAUAAAGAAAGGAGGCUUUGCUUAUCACGCAGAUCCAGACGAUAUCUAUCCGAUGAUCGAACGAGAGUUCGAUAAGCAGAUGAUAUGUCAGCUAACAGAGGUUCACCUGUUGCAGCCUUCCGAAUUGGGCCUGUGGUCCACUCAUAAAAGUCAUCUUCACGAAAUAUCUAAAAGAGCAUUUCUGAAGAUAUCCACUUCGGGUAUACGGCGACGAGAGAUACGUCGUUGGACGGCCAGGAAGCCUUAUUGUCCGGAUGACGAAAUUUUCGUUUCCAGUGUAACCAUUUACGAAGCGGCACCGAUUUUGAUUCUUUUACUCUUUGGCAUGAUAAUUUCAUUCAUCGUAUUCGGUAUCGAGCAUUUUAUCUUCUAUACGAUGAAUUCGAAACGAGUAUCAGGCACUACAUCAGAUACUAGAGUAGGCAUUAAACGAAAUAGUAAAUUAACUAUGAAACAGAGUAUUAAACCAGACGUUAAUAAAAGUAUUAAAGUCGAUAAAAAAAAUAAGUUAAAUAAAAUAAUGCUAAAAAAUCCGCCGAAAAAUAAUGUUAUUUUAGCACUCCCAGAAGCGAGUCGUCUCUUCGAACAGGUAUUAAUGUCGAAACGAUAUCAGUAAAGGAUAUUAGAUCUAGAAUAAAUAAAAUUUCUGAGAGUAGCAAAGUGAUCUAUUUUUUAUGUAAAUUAUUUAUCAGAUCAUCGUUAUAUGUAUGUUACAUGUAUUUAAGUGCAAAUGAAUCGCAUUUAAAUAAA